Drosophila rhopaloa is the source of this 4997-nucleotide messenger RNA. It is a transcript of the gene atk, whose product is annotated as protein artichoke. The record is from RefSeq and is a predicted model, not a curated record. Bases 366 to 4997 code for a protein of 1543 amino acids. Gene Ontology annotation, molecular function: protein binding. Lineage: Eukaryota; Metazoa; Arthropoda; Insecta; Diptera; Drosophilidae. The transcript is spliced from 5 exons.
GGCGGUUCGGCUUAAAGAAAACGCGGAGAAUUCAGCAAAGUCCAUGCCCAAUGAGUUACUGGUGUUGGUGCUUAAUUGAAUGAAAACGCCUUAAAGAAAAGCAAAAGUGCUUUCGAAAGUGAAGUGAAUUAAAUUAAAAUAAAGCCACAUCGCGUCAGAAAAUAUUGCCCUAAAGAAGUAACAGUUUUGUUAUUUCAACAGAAUAAAAAGUGAACCAGCAUUUAAUUUAUCAUUACUCAGAUUUAUCGGAUUAAUAGUGAGUCAAAAGGAGUAUCUGUCGGAUUAAUUUGUGAUUGAUUAUGUGCCCAGUUGGCUACAACCAACCCGCUCGACCCACCAAGCCUAUGGUUUAGCCGAUUGUUAAGAUGUUGCUGCCCAUUUUCCUGCUACUCUGUAUUGCCACCAGUUUGAUCAAAGCCGAAAGUUGUCCUCCCUCGCAGGCUAUUUUACCCUGUCGCUGUUCGCUGAGAGGAAAGGAAAUCCAGAUAUGGUGCUCGCACAGCAACCUGCCGCAGAUCAUGGACGGCCUGAAGGCCGUGGAGCGGAACAUCAAGGGGCGAAUCGAUGAGCUGGUGCUGGAAAACAACCAGUUGCCAGCGCUACCAGGACGCUUCUUCGGCAGCCUGCAGAUCGUGCGCCUGAUGCUGCGUCACAACAGCAUUGAAAGGGUGUCCAACGGGUGGCUCAAUGAGCUGGAGAACGGCCUGGUGGAGAUCUUCUUGGUGGAGCCCCAACUACGCAGUAUUCCGGCAGAGAGUCUGAACGGGAUGAUCAACAUGCUGGCCAUCACCAUCCAGAGUGAUGAGCUGAAACACCUGCCGGAUUUCUCGGGGCUGCUUAGUCUCACCUACCUGAGUGUCCAGACGAGUGCUCUCCAGGAGCUACCUUCCCAUCUUUUUAGACACCUUCCCAAGUUGCAGCACAUCCACAUAACCGGAGGUGGAGGACUCACCCGCUUGGAGGCGGGUCUCUUUGAUGGCUUGAUCUCCCUCAAGAACCUGGAUCUAUCGCACAACGGCCUCAACUGGAUUCACUUGCGUGCCUUGUCCAGAUUGCCCAACUUGGUUAGCUUAAAGCUUUCCUAUAACCAAAUAAGUGACGUGGGCAUGGUGGGUCGCAUUGUUAAGGAUCUGGAGCAUCUGAAGAAACUGCGACUGGACCAUAACCUCAUCACUGUCAUAGAAGAUGGCUCUUUUGUGGAUCUACCUAAUCUUUCAGAGCUUCACUUAAACGAUAAUAGGAUCACGGAACUGCAGUACGGAGCCUUUCUAGGCACUCCUCAAUUGAAAACGAUCUAUUUGCAGAACAAUCUAAUCCGGCGGAUUCAUCCGGAAUCCUUGCUGCAAGCGAGUGGCAGUGGUGUGGAGGCUGUGCACAUUUACAACAAUGAGAUCGGUCAUGUGGAGGUUUUGAGGGCUUUGCUGGAUGCACUACCCACCCUUCGCUAUCUGGACAUGAGUGGUAAUCUGCUGAGUGAGCUACCCUAUGGAGCUCUUCGUGGUCAUGGCACUCUGGAGCAACUUCAUCUGAAUCACAACCAACUGGGGCUCAUUGAAAGGGAUGCUUUGAUGGCCAUGCCAGCUUUAAGGGAACUGCGAAUGAGAAAUAACAGCCUGUCUUCGGAAUUACCUUUGCCAUUUUGGAAUCUACCUGGCCUAAAGGGCCUUGAUCUGGCGCAGAACCAGUUUGGCAGGGUGGAUUCCCAGUUGCUGGCGGGACUUCCUUCUUUAAGACGUCUAGAUCUCAGCGAGAAUGGUCUAACCGAAGUAGCGCCCAAUAGUUUUCGUCACAAUCCCCUCCUCGAAACGCUCAAUAUAUCCUCUAAUGAGCUGACCAAAAUCCACUCUUCGACCCUCAUUCAUUUGGAGAGGCUUUUUGAAGUGGAUGCCAGCUACAAUCAGUUGAAAACGAUGAUCGCAGGACUUCCAAGGAUUGUGGAGCGUAUCUCGCUGAAGGGUAACCACAUCGCAUCACUACCAGCAGCUGCCAGCAAGGAUCUGCAGUUGCCCAAUUUGAGGAUGCUGGAUCUUAGUCAAAACCGAAUAGAACAACUGCCCAGGCAUGGUUUUCAGGGGGCAUCGGAGCUGAGGGUCUUGAGUCUGGCUCAAAAUGAGUUGCGUCAGUUGGAGGACACGUCAUUUUUAGGAAUUCAACGUCUGGAGUUACUGCAUUUGCAAGAAAAUCAGCUGGGUGAAGCGGAUGAGCGGGCUUUGUUACCCCUCGCAGAAUUGCGGAAUCUUAACCUUCAAUCCAACAAACUGGAGGCCAUCACGGACAAUUUCUUCUCUAACAACAGCAGGCUUGAGCAGCUGGAUCUGUCUAGGAAUCUAAUACGCAGCAUCUCCCCCACGGCUUUUGAUACCCAGAGAUCUCUCGAGUAUCUGGAUCUUUCGGGCAAUGCCCUGCUAGAUAUUUCCGUUGGAUUGGGGAAUCUGAACAAUCUGAGGGACAUUGAUCUUAGCUAUAAUCAGAUCUCCCGUGUUCAAUCCGAUGUGAUUGGUGGAUGGCGAAAUGUAGUGGAGAUCCGUUUGUCCAAUAAUCUCAUUGUAGAACUCCAGCAGGGUACCUUCCGGAACCUACCUAAGUUGCAAUAUCUCGAUCUUAGCAGCAAUGAGAUCCGUAAUGUGGAGCCGGGAGCUCUAAAGGGACUCGAUGAACUGCAGGAGUUCGUCCUGGCCGACAAUAAGUUGGUGGAGCUGAAGGAUCACGUCUUUGAGGAGCUACCUAGCUUGUUGGCCUCCCACUUUCAGUACAACAAGCUGCGCUACAUAUCUCCAGAAAGUUUUCACAACGCCAACUCUCUGGUGUUCCUGAAUCUGUCCAAUAAUCAUUUUAGGAAUAUGGAGAAUAUUGGUCUUCGGAGCAUGCGUAAUCUGGAGGUUUUGGAUCUGUCUACCAAUGGUGUCAAAUUGGUUUCCACGAUGCCCCUGAAGGCGCUUAACUGGCUGGUGGAGCUCAAAAUGGACAACAAUAAAAUAUGUCGUAUUCAGGGAGCUCCAUUUGAGACGAUGCCACGUUUAAGAGUCCUUUCCAUGCGAAACAACCAACUUAGGAGCAUAAAAGAGCGAACAUUCCGAAAUGUGCGGGGAAACAUAGCCAUUUUGGAUGUGGAUGGCAAUCCAAUUGACUGCAAUUGCGAGAUGCAGUGGCUCUCGGUGUGGCUGCAGGAAACUAACUUCCCGUAUCCGGGACCCAAGUGCCAGGAUGGACGCCUCCUGAGAGCGGCCCGCAUGGAGAGGAGUCUUUGCGUUGGUCCGGAUAUCUAUGGAAACGAGCGGACCGAUGGAAAUCAGUUGCCACUGCUUAACGAGCACGGUGAUGUCUUUCAGCGGGAUUUGCCCGACGAUUUCAACGACGAGUGCGAGGCGAACGAGGGUACCAGACAACCCGGAGAUCGACCUCUUGUGGGGGAGAGUGAGUACUUCUACGAUCAGUAUGUGGACGCCACUGAGGCACCAGAUACCACCAACUCCGUGAUCAGUACUUCACAGCGUCCCAAGCCGAUUCCCACGCUAAACAGCAACAUAGAUCUGAAUAAUACAGUACUCCAUACGAAAUACUUUAAUCGAAGACCGCAGCCGGGAUCUGGAUCACCCUUCACUUUCUUCGGAUAUCCCCUGCCCAGUGUGAGCUUGGGUCGCUUUUUCGGUUUCGGGGAUCGAGGGCGAAAGCAGCGCACAGAUGGUAUCGAUGAGAUGCCCGCUACCCAUCGGAUGGCCCACAUUAGCCUGCCUAGUGGACGUGGAAAAACGAGAAUGUAUCAACCCAAUAGCGCCGAAUUCGAGAAGUAUCUGAAGGAUCAGCAGCAACAGGAGAAACAAAAUAUAGCCAGGAAUCGUUAUGUAGACACUGAGUCCACUACUUCAUCCGUGGAGGAUGCCCUGAGUAAUGAGAGUGGGAGUGCUGCCACCACAGUGGGUGUCUUCCGCACCACCUUUCGUGAGCCAUCGAGCAUCGAACGCGGUGGUUUCCGUCCCAUCGUUCCAGCCCAUGUCGGUGGUUUUAUGCCUGUGCAUGAUCCUCAGCAGCGACGUGGCUUGGUGGAGGCGGUGAAUGUCACAGGAAAACCACCGGAGAUGGUCCAAGGCAAAGGUGAGAGGAAGUUUAUUCCCAUCUCAGUUCAGGCGAGACCUAAGCCCACCAGAAGUAGUGGUGAAAGUUCAGAGACAGCUACAUAUGAUGUCACAGAAACCACUGCCGAUGUGACGACCACAACGCCUCUGAUGCAGAAAAUAACCACCAGUACAACCCGAGCAUCUACAACGACGACGACUAGAAGAACCACGACCACUACAACCACUAGUAGUACCCAGGUCCCUACUUUAAAUGAUGCCUCAUCGAGUAGUGAACAGGAGCAGGAGUCGCAGUACGAUGACGACGAUUUGGAGGCACAACCUGUAACUCUGCUUAGGCCUCCUCCUCUGGUGCAGACAACCACGGCGGAGACGAUCCUGUUGAUUCCUCCGGCUGAAGAGCAUGUGGCGCAGAUCAAAAGCCGCUCCUGGAUGACCACCACGACGCCUCAGAGUCCGAGUGACUAUCAAGUAACUCCUGCCCGUCCGACAAGCACAGUGCCUACAGUCCCACCACAGCCUCCUCCUUCUCCACCAUUACGAGGUGGAGGACGGUCCACCAUCACUAAGGUGUACACGCCCUAUCAGCAGCAGGUGGCUCAGCCGACCGCGGAGGAGUACCAGCGCACCACGCCCAGUGCGGAUAACGAGGGCGUGGCCAGCGAGCAUCAGCUGAUGGCGAAUGCCCAGAAGCGCACGGAGCUGGAACUUCUUCAGGUGGAUCGAUUGGAUCGCAAGGACGGGAUGGAUUGGUACUACGAGAGCUUCAAGAAGAAACGCGACUUCAACGGCGGUGCUGCUGUGCGGAAAACAGCCCAUAAGGAGGUGUACUACGAUGGCAUAGGUGCUUCGUCCAGUUGGAAUCGAUUGGGCAAGAAGGAGAUCCUGUUUCUGAGCUUGUUAUUGUUGUGGGGAACGUGUUGA